GAAGCGAAGCUAUGAAUGAAUAUUGAAUACUCUGUGUUUGAAGUUUGAAGAAAGAGAGAAAAAUGGGAGUGGGAUUGGGUAUCGCCUUGAAGAGUUUGUUUAGUGUAUUGGGAUGCGUAAUGACAGCUACUCUAAUCUACGGCUUCAUCACCGAUGGCCAGCCUUUCCGCAUCCAACUCAUCACUCCGUGGAUGGCUGCGGCGUUGAUUGAUUUUUUUAUCAAUACUUUUGCCAUUGGGGCUUGGGUUGUCUACAAGGAAUCAAACUGGAUUAGUGCUGUUCUUUGGGUAGUUUUGAUAAUGUGCUGGGGAAGCGCUCCCUUGUGCGGCUAUAUUCUGUUGCAGUUCUUUAAACUCUCAUCUAAAGAAUCUAUGCAGGAUCCUGUUUUCUAUGUUUUGUUGCGUCACGGGAAAAUGAACAAACCAGAAAGACAGAACAAGUUGUGUGUUGCAGUUGCAAAAGUUGUGUUCAUUGCUUUGGGCUGUCUAAUGCUGGGAACACUGAUUUACACAUUUGUCACAAAUGGGUCCCCAUUUCGCAAAGAAGUAUUUACACCGUGGCUGUCAGUAACAUUAAUUGAUCUCUGCUUCAUUGAUGUCAUUCUCUCGGUCUGGAUUGCAUACAAAGAGACCAGUUGGAUAAGCACUUCUUGUUGGAUACUUUUACUAAUAUGUUUGGGCAGCAUUGGCACGUGUGCCUACAUCGUCCUACAGCUAUUCCAACUCUCUCCUCAAGAUCCAGCCUAUUAUAUCCUCUUCAACAGAUAUGGUAGGGCAGAAGAAGGGUAUGAAGGAAUACUACAAGAAGACCACGUCGAUGAUUGCUAAAGAAAAUUAAAGCUUUGUUAUAAAGUCACUAUUUGUGGACAUUUAUAUUUGUAAUGGAUAAGACCAUUCCAAUAAAAAUAGAGGUAAUGUGUGAUAUUUGAAUUUGGACUCCUUUUCACAAGAAUAUCUAUUAAUCUAGAAUCAUAUAUGUCAAAUAAAAAGAAUCAUUUGAUUUA
Messenger RNA from Ipomoea triloba (trilobed morning glory), 1003 nucleotides. RefSeq lists its product as uncharacterized. The coding region runs from base 63 to 827 and encodes 254 amino acids. NCBI's taxonomy places the organism in Eukaryota, Viridiplantae, Streptophyta, Magnoliopsida, Solanales, Convolvulaceae. The transcript is spliced from 9 exons. The record is from RefSeq and is a predicted model, not a curated record.